Messenger RNA from Lactuca virosa, 786 nucleotides. NCBI's taxonomy places the organism in Eukaryota, Viridiplantae, Streptophyta, Magnoliopsida, Asterales, Asteraceae. The record is from the annotation of a GenBank genome assembly.
AUGGAUGGGCUUAAUCCCAUUUCAGAUGAUGUGGAAUUCGCUGCUUUUAUAUUUGAUGCUUAUGGAACAGAUGGUGUAAUUUCUGUUUAUAUCGAUCAUGUUGGAGUGGGAGUAGAUGGGUGGUUUGAUGAUGAUCAUGAGUCUUCUAUUGAUGGUGAAAAUGAGGAUAAUAUAGAUGAACAUAGGAAUGGGAAUGUAGAAUUUAAUGAGGAUGCAUUUAUUAUGAAUAGGACAUCAAAUGAUCCUUUCCUGAGUAAGUUAUGUGUUGAUGAGGGUGAGGAUAACAACAUUGUAGAUGAUGAUGAACCACCCAUGCAUGCAAUUUUUAAUGAGUUGGCUAGUACAAGUGAACCUCAACAACAUGAUGAGGUUGAAUUGACUUUAAUUCAUGUGGAUACUACUCAAAAUGAUUUCCAUGCUACUCAUAAUGAUUCUGAAUCUAGUAGUGCAGGGGGUUGUGGUCAAUAUAUGCAAGUGACUCCUCCUAGAAGUUAUGAAGCUGGAGAUUUUGUUGGUGAGGAUGUUGAGGUUGAAAAUAUUGAAGGUGGUCAGGGUGAAGCUAAUGGUGUGGUUGAAGAUGAUGGUCAGGGUAUAGUUAAUGUUGUGGUUGAGGAAGCUGUUGAGAUUCCUAAUGUGCAAGUGCAGCAGGUUAGACCAAUUUCAGAUAUUUUGAAGAGGAUAAGGAGAAGAAAGUCUGAGAGAAUAUUGAAGAUCAAAUUAAGAAAGACAGUUGGUGGUGUUGAUGAUCCAGGAAAUUCCAAGGGAAAAGCUCUUAUAAUUGAUUAG